AUGUCAGAGAAGGAGUUACAAUGGAACUUAUUUGAUUUGACUGGUCUCCAAAUGAAGCAUGGUGACUCUGUCGAAGUUGAAGGAAGAGUUCAUUUCAGAGCAAUCGGAUUUACCAUUAAUCUAGGAAUAGACGUGUGGAACAUUGGACUGCAUUUUAACCCACGGUUUACUGCAAUUGAAACUAAGAUUGUCUUGAAUAACUUAGUCAGCGACAAGUGGAGGGCUGAGCAGAUCGAGAAAAACACCCUACAACGUAACGAAGAUUUCAAGGUCCACAUUAAGUUCACCAAAGAAAACUUUGAGAUCAUCCUAUGUGAUGAAACCACAAUGACAUUUCCAAACCACAGUGGCUUGGAUAUAAUUGAAAUGCUUUCGAUCAAGGGGGAUCUUGAGCUGAAGAGCGUGAAAUUGAACAAAUGA
Molecule: messenger RNA, 420 nt
Organism: Leucoraja erinaceus (little skate)
Lineage: Eukaryota; Metazoa; Chordata; Chondrichthyes; Rajiformes; Rajidae
Product: galectin-2-like
Exons: 4
Coding region: 1-420 (139 amino acids)
Molecular function (GO): carbohydrate binding
Source: RefSeq, a predicted model, not a curated record